Anoplopoma fimbria (sablefish) is the source of this 1674-nucleotide messenger RNA. RefSeq lists its product as uncharacterized. The transcript is spliced from 3 exons. Bases 32 to 1273 code for a protein of 413 amino acids. NCBI's taxonomy places the organism in Eukaryota, Metazoa, Chordata, Actinopteri, Perciformes, Anoplopomatidae. The record is from RefSeq and is a predicted model, not a curated record.
GACAGACAGACAGACAGACAGAUGCACAACCAUGAUCCUGUUGGGUCGCACUCUGUGUCUUCCUUCUCCAGCCACCGUCCAGGAGCUGUUCUCAGUGGCUCGAGACGCCAGCGUCAUCCCUGAUAUCUCCCUGGAUCCCGUCCUCACCACCUUCCUCUCUCUGGACUCCUCGGCCGCUCUGCAGCAUCACUAUGCCUUCUUACAGCGGAGCAUGAGCGGGGAGCAGCAGACCGCAUUCGGCCUCAACUUGACCGGAGAGCUGGGAGGCGGCAGCAGAAGGGUCACCAGUGGCGGAGUCGGGGUCGUUGCUCUGGCUCUGUCUCUGCUUUUUGACCAGGUCGCCCAACAAGUCCGAGCACAAGGAUCCACAGAGGGGAACCCAUCAGCUCAGAGAACCCAGCCUAAGAGGAUCUUUGGCAUCAGCAGUUCUUCAAGAAUCGGCCGGCUCAUCCACAGCUACCUCCGCCUGAUCCCAGGCAUCGCCAACAACCAGGAGAAGAUCGCCGAGACCACGGAGAGCCACGACAACUGGCUGAAGCUUGAGCUGAUUGACCAGUAUGAGAGGAUGACCACGAGGAAGAGGAUGAGUUCAGCGUCCAUGCAGCAGUGGUUGGCAGGAGCAGCGUUUCAUCUACACAUAAGGUUUCACCAGGUUCGUCUGAACUCUGUGCCUCAAGGAUCCGCCGAGUCACUGCGUCUGUCCUAUAAGACGGCGAUAAGUCACCUGGUUCAGGGCUACAAAGCCUAUCUGCACCGAAACAUCAAGGAGACUCCAGCAACCCAAAAACCCAGAACCGAGAACCCAGGACAAACUAACACAUUAGGCAGAACCAACAUGACCUGCUUAAGUAAUCACAUUUUCAAUGACAGUCUGGUUAGAGCCUCGACUGAUACGUUUAACGAGACGACCACACCCAAAUUAACUGUUGACAUUAGCAGAGGCUGUAAAACUGACGGAUCCGUUGGAGACUUUGGACUCCAUGUGUCAAACAGAAGAAAUGAAACCACUGAUGUUCCAGUGAACAGAAAGACUCUGGGCAAUACGACUGGACAUGAGGACGUUCAGGGUCUGUUAGUUAUCGAGCCAGGGAGGAAUGUGAGUCACAAGGUGCAGCAUCACCCCUGUCAGUCUCCGGUGAUACAACAGUCUUUGGUGACUCGUAUUAUUAACGCUCAGGACCUGGAGCGGAACAGAAACUUUUUUCUGUACCCUGAUAAAGUAUUCUACAGGCUCCUCAGGCAGAAGGACGACUUUGAGCUGAAGAUGAAUUAAACAGAAAUGAACAGUGAACAUUGUCUGCUGCUUUAAUUCCCUGUAUUUCUGUUGAUGAAAAAUAUAUUAAAUCAUUUCUAUUUAAAAUAAUUUCCAUGCUGCUUUAAUGAACGUUACCUGAAGUAUAACCCAUAAAAAAUAUUUCUCUAAAUACGAACAUCAGAUUAUGUUGAUACCACCUUUAUCAAAACUUGUGGAAAUUUAGUUAGUUUUGUCAAUUACUUUGUGCUUUUAAACAAUUCUCAUUUAAAUCUGUCUCUUUUUUAUACAGUACCAGUCAAAAGUUUGGACACACCUUCUCAUUCAACUACUUUGAAGAAUCUAAAAUAUAAAACAUAUUCUGGUUUGUUGAGCAUUUGUUUGUUUACCACAUAAUUCCAUAUGUGUUCCUUCAUAGUUUG